Amphibalanus amphitrite is the source of this 2830-nucleotide messenger RNA. RefSeq lists its product as uncharacterized. The coding region runs from base 293 to 1327 and encodes 344 amino acids. The record is from RefSeq and is a predicted model, not a curated record. NCBI's taxonomy places the organism in Eukaryota, Metazoa, Arthropoda, Thecostraca, Balanomorpha, Balanidae. The transcript is spliced from 7 exons.
CCGGAAGUUUGGGAAAUUUACGGAAUGGAUCGACACGGGUCGCGUUGUCCUGGUGCUUUGUGCCGUGCCGUGUUGGAAUUACAAGCGCAUUCAUGAGUGGGCCGGCUGGUGACCGUCACUGCUGUAAAAGUUCACGUGCCGCCUGCCAUCCGCUGCGGGUUGCCUGAGGCCGGCCCAUGAGGGAUCAGGAAGGCCGGCAGCGUCCUAGGCUCGGUAUCGGCACAGCCCGCACCACCAGGCCGGCCCUGUUCGCACGCCACGCUCAGGUAAUCCGACAGUCGACCAAAAGAAAAUGGCGUCGGACAGCGUCUCGGCGCAGACCCGGUCACGAAUCUCGGGCCUCGACUCGGCCAGUGAGUGUGAGAGCCGUAUCCGGCGGGAGCUCAUCUCCGUGUCGGAUCUCUGUGGCGGCGUGGAUGAGAUCCAGGACCUCCUCGACGAGAUCACGCUCUUCGGGGAGACGGGUGAAUGUAUGGAGAUGCAGCGGACGGGCAGCCGUAUGACGCAGGACACGUGGGACUCACACCAGCUGCAGCAGCCGGCGGCAGCUGCCGUCGAUCCGCGCACGCUGGGCAUCGUCUGCAGCUGGCGGCCCGAGCUGCUGCUGUCGCCGCUCGGACUCGGCGAGCUGCUGCUCAUCGCGCUGUGCGUUUGCUGUCUAGUCAGUAUCGGCGUCAGCGGCGACCCUGCUCGCGGCUCGCCGCUCCUGCUGCCCCACGCCGGUCACACGCGGCUGGCCAUCUUCAGCUGCGUGUUCUGCGCCCUGUGGACGAUGCUGAUGCUGUUCGUACACAUCACGCGGAUCCAGUACUGUCUGCUCAUCAACUGGUCACUACUGCACACCUGGCUGUUCGGCCUGUUGUCGGCGGUACACGGCACGGCCGCCGUAUUGCUGUUCCACCAGGUGUACCAGUACACGUACCAGUACCCGCACCUCUCGGCCUGGACACGUAGCUGGACUACCGCUGCCGCCGUGCUCUGUCUGCUCGCCGGCUGCUGCGCGCUGUUCAUCGCGCUCCUGCCGCGCUGUGCGCCCUCCUCCCAGUACAGCCUGAUGCGGGACCACUCAACACGCACAACUCUCCUAUCUGGCACCAACGCCGAGGACUGGGAGUACCGGCACCCCGAGCCGGAGCCGGCUGACGCGCUGCAGAACGACGCGGCCGACUCGCAGCACUACCUGGUCAACAACCCGUACAUCCAGUGGCACGUGGAGAACGGCACGUUCUACCUGUUGCCGGACGAGCUGCGGCAACAGCUGCGCCGUGACAGUGAGCUGCUGGGCGCCGCCGGCGGCGGUGGCGAGGGCUCUGUGCUGGGGACGUGACGGCGCGGAGGGCGGACGGCGGCCGACGGAGCCUCAUCAGAGGAGCUGGUCCCGCUGGUCAUCGUCGGAACGGGGACGGAGUGAGGGUUCCUCGGCCUCUCUGAUACUCGCCCGACCAGAGGGAGUAAAUUGUGGUCGGUCUCCGUCCGCCCGCAGAGUGAACGAGGCAAUCCCAUAGGAGUUUUAGCCAGGGAUAGAACGUGUGUCGUUCAAUUAGUAAGAGGCUCCCUCUGCACAACGCCCGCCGGCGCCCCCUGCUGGUGGAACCACAGACUGCACCGUCGAGCUGAUCCGAUCAGUUGAACUGAGAAUGACCUGACCUGAUCUGGUGUAGUGUGACCUGAUCCGACCUGUUUUGGUGGGUCGGACUUGCCGUGGCUGCCGCGGGUGAUGGAUCUGAAGAUUUACUCUGCGGUGUUGUGAUCGCUACCCCGCUUCGCUCCGCCCGAAGAGCGGUGCCUACCUCAGAGACAAACUGCGUAGAGGUCACACGUCAUUGUGAGCUCGUGUUCCGGACUGCUCAGCUAUCUAACUGUGCUACGUCCUCUGCUCUUCCUCAGACUUAAUCAGGUUAUAGUCGUACUUCGAACUUAUUUUUUAUUGUUCCUGUGCUGUCAGUGUCUUCUGAUUAUCAGUAGUGUGUGUCAUGUGGGCGUUAGGAGGCUGGCGGCCAGUAUUUUGGUGAUAUAGGGGAGCUUCAGUUCACGCACAUUAGAUUGUACUCGUAGAUUGUUGAUCCUCGUCAUCAUUUCUCAUUUCUGAGUGUUUGAGCUGGGUCUUUUACCCUCUUUACUGAUCGACCUUAUACCAUUCCCCGGUAUUACACGGUCAACUGUCGGCUCUUGUCGGGGUUCUGGCUAGGUAGGCACCUUGCAUUGACACCUAAUCUGACCUUUGAUCUAAUUUGACCUGACCUUUGAUAAGACUGACCUAACCUGGCCUUCAAUUGGUCUAAUGCGACCUUACCUUCAUAAUUUGAGCUGACCGGGAUUCUAAUGUUCUGGCGCAGGUGGAUCCGGUCUCACUCAGUCUUCUGACGCCAGUAAACGGAUCUGACUGUUGAAUCAAAUAGUUCGCUGGUCUAGCACCUGUCCGGUGAUUUGUGUACUCUGUAGGCUUCCACGCGUCGUUACGCACAAUAGUGUCAAUGGAUGUGGCGCGAACGCUGCAUUGUCGAGAAUGCUGCAGCUAGGUGGAGCUGGUUGUCUGCCACAAAUAAGAAGUUUUAUUGUCUGAAACUUUUGACUUGACUUUGCAAACUCAUUGACAUUCAUGCAUUCAUUCGUAUAGUCACUUUUCAAGUUCAUAAAAAUACGGGACUUGUGUACAUUGGAGCCAUUGGAACCCUAUUAAGACCUUCCAGGUUUCGGAACUAGGCUGUGGUGUUUCUGUUAGUGUUGGGAUUUGUUUUAUAUUUUUUACACACAUUCAAGUUACAUCUACAUACAGAUAUAUUGUAUAUACAGAUAUAUUUAAGUGCAGAUACCGGUGAUAUUCGCUUAU